Molecule: messenger RNA, 135 nt
Organism: Scutellospora calospora
Lineage: Eukaryota; Fungi; Glomeromycota; Glomeromycetes; Diversisporales; Gigasporaceae
Source: the annotation of a GenBank genome assembly
CUAGAUCAAGAAAAUUAGUUGAAGCAUAUAAUUUAGAUAUAUCUGUCACAAAAAGUCUGAAACUUCCGAAAUUAGAAAAAAAAAACCAAGCAGAAACUUCUGAAGUUGGAAAGAUAGUGGAAACAGGACUUCAAA